Molecule: messenger RNA, 2187 nt
Organism: Vombatus ursinus (common wombat)
Lineage: Eukaryota; Metazoa; Chordata; Mammalia; Diprotodontia; Vombatidae
Gene: HSH2D
Product: hematopoietic SH2 domain containing
Exons: 6
Coding region: 242-1300 (352 amino acids)
Cellular component (GO): cytoplasm
Source: RefSeq, a predicted model, not a curated record
CAGUGUUUAGGUGGCCAGAGAUUAAACUUCACAUAUGGCCUUCUUGAGGUAAUGUCAGCUUGGGCUUAGAAGGGCUCAUACCACCCUAAGUCUUCAAUACUAUUGGCAAACACCUGGACUAUCAGACCUGGCACCUAGGAAGUUGAUCACCCAUUUGAAGAAGUGAAAAUCCCAAAAGAACAAGGUGUAUUUAUUCAGACAAUAGGAAGGUGGCACAUAGAGAAAGAACACAGAAGACAAAAUGCAGGCGACAUCACUUUACUCUUCUUUGGACUGGUAUGGAGAGAUUGAGGCCAGCUGGCUGAUGCAAGAUGGGAUCCCCACAUGGUACCAUGGAGCCAUUUCCAGAGAAGCCACUGAAAGUUUGCUCCAGAAGAAACCUCUGGGAUGUUUCCUAGUACGAGUAAGCGAGAGUCAUGCGGGCUACACACUGUCUUACAGAGCUAGGGACUGCUGCCGCCACUUCAUGAUCAAGCUUUUGCCUGAUGGUUACUUUGCAAUCCCUGGAGAAAGGGGUGUCCACUCAACAGUAGUGGAACUUGUGAAUUUCUACCAGAAAAAUCCCUUUGAGCCCUACAAGGAACUGCUAACUCAGCCGUGUGGCCAGGAGAAUGAGAACAAUGCAGUCUAUGAGGAGAUCUCUCUUUACUCCAACAUGGCAGUGGAUGGUAAAACCAGACCAGCAGACAGCUCAGCUGCCCACAUGCCCAAGCCCUGCUCAUCUCUUCCCAUUACUGUAUCCCUGAGAUCCGUGCCACUACCCUGGAAAAGAAUGACAGAGAAGUGCAAGGCUGACAGACCAAACUCCUCGUCCCAGAUGUGGGCAAAACCUUUAGAGCAAUCACCAGCCCCAGGCCAUACCCAGAGGUCAGGGAAGGCUUUGCUGAGUGAUGCCCCACCAAAAAUCUGGAAGAAUCUUAAAAAUCUGCCUCAGACUGGGAAGAAAAUAACAAAGCAAAUAAAAAGUCAUCUCUCUGAUGUGAAGCUCUCCUUCCCUUUUUCAACAGUAGCUGGGAGCCAUGGAGAGAGUCAAGCCAGGGGGAUGCCAGGAGGAGAUGAAUCUGCCACCCAGGUAGAAGACAGUCACCCUAAGACUCAAAAUCUCUGCCUGCCUUCAAGCAAAAUGGUUGGAACAUCAGCCACCACAAUUUCCACUUCUGAGGAUGCCAUCUUCACUGGCCCUAGAAGGGGGGUGAUCUCAGGAACUACAUGCCAGGACAGUCCCAGGCCAGCAGGUCAUGAGCUGGGCUCUUUCCCUGAGGAGUACUAUCCACCCCCACCCUUUGCCCCAGGGUACUGAGAGCCUCGGAGGAAACAGAGGGUCACUCACAAUGGUAGAUGCUCUGUACUCCAGGUGUGGUCUAGGGUGACAGAUGGGUCCUGUGUCUAGAGUAUGGUGUUCAGUUCUAGGCACCCCAUUCUAGGAUAAACAUUAACAAGCUCAAAGAGAAUGCAGAAGGAAAUAACUAGUUAGUAAAGAAACCAGAAAUCCAUCAAUAUAAGAAUCAGUUGAAGGACCUGCAGAAUUUUAGCCUGGAAAAGAGACUUAGUGGGGAUGGACAAUUUCUGUCUUCAAAUAUCUGAAAGACCAUCAUAGCAAAGAGGCAAUAAUCAUUUUGCUUGCCCAUUGAAAGCAGAAUUUUGACCAAUGGGAGAAAGGAACAGAAAGGCAGAUUUGGGCUCCUUAUAAAAAAGACCUGAGUUCAAGUCCAGAAUUUGACACAUCCUAGCUGUGUGAUCCUGGGCUAGUCACAGCCUCUCAAUGCUCUAGGCACUGAAACCAUCAGUGGCAAGAAAAGAUGUAAACCUGUGUGAGUAGCAGGAGUUUCCUCACCUGGGAGUACCCAAUACCAAUGAGAUUAUAGGUGCUAUCUCUACCCUCAUAAAAGAAGAUGCCUCUACCAUUAGAGUUAUCUAACCAUGGAACAGGCUGCUUUGGAUGGGUAGUGACUUGCCCAUCACUGACUGUCUUCAAAUAGAGGCUGGAUAAUCACAUUGCUGAGGAUGUUGGAUUUACUUAUCUAUGUACCUGUUGUUUGUAAGAAUGCAAGUUCCUUGAGGGUAGGAACUAUUUCCUUUCUAGGUGCUGCAGAAGAUUGAGCUCUGAACCUAAAGUUAGGAAGAGCUGAGUUCAAAUCUGGCCUUGGACACUUAUUAGUUGUGUGACUCUGGGCAAGUCACAUAUGU